AUGGGUCAGAAGUCCUCCGUCCCACAGCCGGGCACAAAAUUCCAGGUCAUCGGCGCAGGCCUCCCACGCACGGGCACAGCUUCAUUCAGCAGAGCAUUAGAAAUCCUCUGCGAUGGGCCCGUGUUCCAUUGCGGAACCCAGGCCACUUUAGGCCCCACUAUCCAAAUAAAGCAAUGGAUGGAGAUUCUCCGACGAUGGCUAGCCGGGACUGAUUCUGAUCGAGAGAUCAUGUUCCAGACCCUACAGAGCCAAUUGGAUGGAUAUGCAGCCGUGACCGAUUCCCCCGGUUCCCAGUUCGUGCCCGAGUUGAUGGAACUGUAUCCGGACGCCAAGGUGAUAUGUACUGUCAGGGAUGCUAUCUCCUGGGAGAAGAGCAUGGAUCAGGUCAGGAAUGCAACGGUGCCCUGGUACCUUCACUUGGUUCUCUUGCCGCUGCCGGGCCUGAGGUACUUCAUCCCCUAUCUCCAUCUGCUGGCCGCCCAGUGGGAGAAACUGUAUAGCGAGGCCAUUCCCACCCGCCAAUCAUAUCACCGUCAUAUCGCCUGGCUCAAGGAAGUUGUCCCGGAAGAUCGACUAGUGUUUUUCGAAGUGAAGGAUGGCUGGGAGCCAUUGUGCAAAGCUCUCGGCAGAGAUAUUCCGAAGGAUCAACCGUUCCCGCACAUAAACGAUUCUGAUGCCAUUGCUGCAAUUUCUAAGAUGCACAUACAACGUGGUCUUACUCGUUGGGCAGCUAUUCUCGCGGUUGGUGCUGCUGCAGUUGCGUGGGCAGUGCGCACAUAG
Penicillium canariense is the source of this 780-nucleotide messenger RNA. RefSeq names its product sulfotransferase family protein. The transcript has a single exon. The record is from RefSeq and is a predicted model, not a curated record. NCBI's taxonomy places the organism in Eukaryota, Fungi, Ascomycota, Eurotiomycetes, Eurotiales, Aspergillaceae. The coding region runs from base 1 to 780 and encodes 259 amino acids.